AUGGCUUCUCGAGCCUGGAUCCUCCUAGUCAGCGCGCUCGCCGUCGCCCAGGCGUCGGCGCCCGCAGGCCCUUGGGACGCGUUCAACUACGCGCCGAAGAGCAGGACGGUCGGUCCGGUCGCGGUCAAGGAGGUCUACGGAGAGGUGCGGAGUGCGCGGAACCUGGCAUCGAAGGGUAGUGCGACUCUGGUGGGGAGCGGUUCAUGGGUUGCGCUUGAUUUCGGUAUCGAGGUCGGCGGACUUAUCUCGUUGAACUUUGGCAAUACGACGGACGCGUCGUCCAUCGCCCUGUCGUUCACGGAGUCGCCCAUGUUCAUCAGCCCCCUCACUUCAGACGACUCCACUUAUCCUACGCCGAACAUGUCGUACGACGGAGUUCUGAACGUCCCUGCGCCUCUGCCUCACGGUUUCUGGACCCAGCCUGCCAAGUUCCUUCGUGGCGGUUUCCGCUACCUCACAAUCGUUUCAACCUCGGACGACCCCGUCACCAUCUCAAACGUGACAUGUGCGAUUUCCUUUGCGCCGCACAUCGCGAAUCUACGGGACUAUAGUGGAUACUUCUACGCGCACGAUCCGGUGUACGAGGACGGGGACUUCCUUACCAAGUUGUGGUAUGCUGGCGCAUAUACAGUACAAACAAAUGUUGUGCCACUUGAGACUGGGCGACAGAUCCCAACGGUAAAGUCUCCAGGUUGGGCGAACAAUGCGACGCUAGGGGUAGCAGGUCCUAUCAUCGUUGAUGGCGCAAAACGCGACAGAGCUGUAUGGCCCGGAGACAUGGGAAUCGCCGUCCCUACUCAAUUCGUAUCGACCAACGAUCUACUCCCCACCCGAAAUGCGUUAUCAACCAUGUUCGCCGCGAUCAAUCCCCGGACUGGGGCACUUCCCGAGUCUGGGCCUCCUCUCAGCCAGCUCGGCAGCGACACGUAUCACGCAUGGACUCUGAUUGGAACACAUAACUACUAUCUCUACUCCGGCGACAUCGAAUGGCUCCAAACGGUUUGGGCCAAUUACACCAAGGCUGUCGGGUUCCUCGAGGGCAAGGUCGGUCCGGAUGGACUGAUGAAUGUCACUGGUCUCCGUGACUGGGCACGGCUCGGUGGCGGAGGGAUCAACGCGGAGGGGAAUGCUCUCUUAUACCAAGUCCUCGUCACCGCUUCAGAUCUUGCGGCGCACGUGGAAGAUGCUACGCUCUCCGAAGCCUGGUCAACGAACGCAACAGCGCUGAAGCGGCGCUUCAACGACGUCUUCUGGCUUCCUAGUGAAGGAAUGUACAGAGACAACGAUACAACAAUUUUGUGUCCUCAAGACGCGAACUCGAUGGCUGUCCUAUACAACCUCACGAUGACGACGGCGCAAGCGCAAUCUGUCAGUCAAGGUCUGACAAAGAACUGGAACGACCUGGGGCCGGUCGCACCCGAGCUCCCGGACACUAUCUCUCCUUUCAUUAGCGGACUUGAGCUCCAGGCGCAUUUCGCCUCAGGCAACGACGAACGUGCAAUGGAUCUUCUUCGACGUGAAUGGGGUUACAUGCUCUACACCAACCUCAGCGUCCAGUCGACCCUCCUUGAAGGUUUCACCGCCAACGGCUCGCUCUCGUACCGAAGCUACCGUGGUUACAACUACGACCCCGCCUAUACGUCUCACGCGCACGGCUGGUCUUCUGGCCCGACGUCUGCGCUGACGUACUACGUCCUCGGCCUUACCGUCACCUCUCCGCAAGGCGCGACGUGGCGGCUCGCGCCACACCUUUCCGGCCUCUCCGCAGCGGAGGGCGGCUUCACGACGCCACUCGGCUGGUUUGGCGCGAAGUGGUCCGCGAGCAAGAAAGGCAAGUUUACUCUGGAGAUAGACGUACCGCAUGGCACGUCCGGGGCGGUCGUCGUCCCGACGCAGGUGCUCCGCAGGGGAGCGCGUGGGGCAGUGACUGUGGACGGAUCGCCUGUGCACGUAGGUGCCGAUGGGAAAGUGGCUCUGGCAGGCGGGAGACAUGUCGUUGUUGCCUCGUAA
Molecule: messenger RNA, 2010 nt
Organism: Epithele typhae
Lineage: Eukaryota; Fungi; Basidiomycota; Agaricomycetes; Polyporales; Epitheliaceae
Product: Six-hairpin glycosidase
Exons: 8
Coding region: 1-2010 (669 amino acids)
Biological process (GO): carbohydrate metabolic process
Source: RefSeq, a predicted model, not a curated record